AUGGUCCGGGACGCCAUCAUCACGUCAAAGGUCGUGCAAUACAGGAUGCCCGAGGUCAUGGCCGAGUACGAGUCUGGUGGCGGCCCCCCCGAACGCGGCGCCUGCUGCUCCUGCCGCCCCGAAUCCCUGGCGCGCUGGGUCAACGCCGCGCGCUUCGCCUGCGUGGCCUCGCUGGGCCUGGUGGCCGCGGCCAGCCCCUGGGCCCUGGCCACGGCGGAGGCGGUGACCAUGACGCUGCUGUACGCGCUGACGCUGCCGCGCAAGGCGCGCGACGCGCCCUACGCCUUUGCCGCCUCGGCCGAGGACGUGCUGGCGCUGUCCCUGCUCCGCGCCGGCCUGGUCCUGGUGUGCCACUUCUGCGGCACCGGCGGCCUGCACCAGCGCCCCUACCUCUACGCGGCCACCGCCCUGGGCUGCAUCAGCCUGCCCCUGGCCAUGUUCAAGACCGCGGCGCUGGAGCAGGGACCCCUGGCCCCCGCCAAGCACCCCGCUUUCUUCCUCUUCUUCCUGCUCCACGCCGGCUUCGCGCUGGCGCACAUGGUUGCCGCGCGCCAGGUCAGCAUCUGGGCGCGGCGGCGGCACCGCCUCGGACUCACGGGCCUAGGCUACCCCUGGGAGGAGGGGGAGGAGACCUGGCUGCUGGCGGGGGAGCUGUCGGCGCGCGCCGAGCUGGACGCCCUCCAGCUCAGCGCCGAGGACGGGGGCGCGUUGCUCCAGGCCAGCGACUCCCUCUUCAUGACCGACUGCCUGGGGGUGACGGGGCAGCCUCGGGCCACGUCCACGGUGAUACUCCUCCUGCACGGCUUCGGCGGGGGCGUGUUUGCCUGGCGCCACGUGAUGCGCCCGCUGGCCGACGCCAGCGGGCUCAGCGUGCUCGCCUUCGACCGGCCCGGGUUCGGGCUGACUUCGCGCCCCCCACGCCCGCCAGACGCGCCAGGCGGCAACCGGCACAACCCCUACGCCCAGCGCUUCCAGGCGCGCAUGACCCUCGAGCUCUGUCGCCGCCUGCACAUCGCUAGCCUCGUGCUCAUGGGGUAUGGCGACGGCGCGCUGCUGGCCCUGCGCGUGGCAUCUUCCUGCACCGCACACCGCGCGCUGCUGGCCAGCUUGCUGCGUGGCGAGUUUGUCCCCAGUGCGCACUGGCCCCUGGGCACGGGGGCCAGCGUGCGCGCCGCGCGGGGCGUCGUCGAAAGGGAUGCGCCCGUGAAGACAGCGCCGGGGUCGCGGGGGUCGCCCGCCUCCGACGCAGGGGCGGCCGUGCCCAGUCCCACGGACCCCCCCAAGCCCGCGGCUAUGCCCAGGGCGGCGGAGCCGUCCCCCUUCUUGCAGGCCGCGCUGGAAGCCAAGCCGGCCAUGCAGGGGUCCACGGGUGUUGCGAAUGCAGCACCAUCGUCAGAGCCGGCGCCGGCGCCGGAGCUGGAGCGGGCGCCCAGCAUCCUGCCGCCAGGGCCGCCGCUGGUGCGGGGCGUGGCGCUGCUGCACCCCGAUAUCUCCGGCGUCCCCGCGCCCCUCUACGCCCGCGUGCUCGCGCAGAGCAGGCUGGGACGCCGAGCGCUGGCGGGCCUGCUGCGGACCGAGGUGGGCCCCGUGGCCAACCGCCGCGCCUGGGCCGACCCCGCCGCCCUCACGCCCGAGGUGCUGGCGCUGUACGGCGCGCCGCGCCGCCUGCGCGCCUGGGACGAGGCGCUGGCGGCCACCUGCCGCGUGCCCGUGGACGUGCACACCGCGGACCGCAACCGGCUCUGCGCGCGCGUGCGCGCGCCCGUGUGCCUGCUGACGGGCGAGGCCGACGCGUUUGUCACCCCGGCGGCGCUGGCCGAGCUGGCACGGCGCUUCCCGGCUGACGCGCCGCGCGUGGUGCUGCCGCGCUGCGGGCACGUGUCGCACGAGGAGGCGCCGCGCGGCCUGGUCCAGGCCAUGACCGCCUUCCUGCAGCGCCUGUGA
This is a messenger RNA of Auxenochlorella protothecoides, 1944 nucleotides long. RefSeq lists its product as hypothetical. The record is from RefSeq and is a predicted model, not a curated record. NCBI's taxonomy places the organism in Eukaryota, Viridiplantae, Chlorophyta, Trebouxiophyceae, Chlorellales, Chlorellaceae. Bases 1 to 1944 code for a protein of 647 amino acids. The transcript is spliced from 6 exons.